GAUCGAUAUUGUAGCGAAAAUAGGAGGUGUAGUCCUAAGAAGUUAAACGAAGACGAAUGUGUACGGCCACAGGAGUGUGGCAGUGGAUUCUGUACAACGGGUGUUUGUCGUGAAGAAUGUGCCGUGUCUGCUGAUUGCCCUACUGACAAAUACUGUAACACUGACGAGGCAGUUUGUGUAGAUAAAUUAACUACGGGGACCUCUUGUACGGCAAAUGAACAAUGUAUUGACAAAUACUGUGGGACCGAUGACCAGAAGUGUGGCUUCUGCAAUACAGAUUUCAACUGUAACUUUGGGGCUACAUGUCUAGGGAAAAAUGACGUUAACAAGAUCAAUAU
Molecule: messenger RNA, 338 nt
Organism: Owenia fusiformis
Lineage: Eukaryota; Metazoa; Annelida; Polychaeta; Sabellida; Oweniidae
Source: the annotation of a GenBank genome assembly